Molecule: messenger RNA, 1098 nt
Organism: Didymodactylos carnosus
Lineage: Eukaryota; Metazoa; Rotifera; Eurotatoria; Philodinida; Philodinidae
Source: the annotation of a GenBank genome assembly
AUGAGAUCUGGAGGCAGUUGUUAUAAUCCUGAAUCUUACAAAUGUUUAAAUGGUACAGUUUGUGCAAAUGAUCGUGUAUGUGCUGAAAAAUGUGUGACUAAUAAUUUUCAAGUUUGCAUUGAUAAUGGUACAUAUCGCGAUAUCUUCAUUGUUUAUCUCAAUCGUGAUCUAUCAGAUGAUUUGAUAGAUCGCGAUAUAACAGAGCCUCCAACGAAGUCGAUACCGUUGACAGCUGGUCAGGAAGUUCAACUUGAAUUUUUACAAAAUGAAUUGAUGUACAUUACUUUACUUCCCUAUUAUUAUAGUAGUAGGAAAAUGGUAUUGACAUUUGCAAUUCUUUGUUUGGAAGGUGGUCAUACUGGAGUCGAUUUUAACCAUGGAAAUAUCUUUGCUGGUUAUUGGUGUUCACUGCCAUUUUUUGUGACAUGGAUAGCCACUUAUGCGAAUGGAUGUACUUGUUCAAACUGUUGUACAACAUCACGUGCAGCAACAACCCAUACACUUGUUGAGCAAAUCAUAUCAUCGAUAUUUUCAAUUGUAUUGAUAGUACUAGAUGCUAAAUUUAUCAAUAAUCCCCAUGAAUUUGAAACAUCGGCUGUUCCAACGAUCAGUUCAGAAGCAACAUGGUCUACGACCGGAGAAACAGUUGCCGGUGGUUACAAUUCCGGUGACCAAUUGAAUCAACUUCAUUCACCAGAAGAUAUUUUUGUUGAUGAUCAAAAUAGUAUCUAUGUAGCAGAUAACGGAAAUGACAGAAUUGUUAAAUGGACAUCCGAUGCUAUUCAAGGCGAAAUUGUGGCGGACAAUUCAAAUCAGUUGUAUAGCCCAAAUGCUGUUUUCGUGGAUAAACAAGGAAACUUGUACGUUUCAGACGGUGUUAAUCAUCUGAUACAAAAAUUUUCUAACAAAUCUACAAAUGCAUCCACAGUUGUUGGAAAAUAUCAGUUUGAUACGUGCUACGGCCUGUUUGUAGAUGAGAGUGGAAACAUUUACUUAUCAGAUUAUUUAAAUCAUAUAGUUUUGAAAUUUAUUGUUGGCGCGAACACAGGGGAUAUAGUAGCAGGCAGAGAAGCUAUUCAUAUUUGGACGCUGUCUUAG